Messenger RNA from Haliotis rufescens (red abalone), 1337 nucleotides. RefSeq lists its product as uncharacterized. The record is from RefSeq and is a predicted model, not a curated record. The transcript has 2 exons. Lineage: Eukaryota; Metazoa; Mollusca; Gastropoda; Lepetellida; Haliotidae. The coding region runs from base 280 to 1269 and encodes 329 amino acids.
UCCAGCGUUGAUUGGCAAGGCAGCGUUACAGGCGUUGCCAGUUAAUUCUGGCCACGGGGCAGGUGCAUUGUAUGUUUAUGGCCGUUGUCAGUAAGGGUCAUAAUUCAGCUGUCAGUUUCAUUCGUCAUUUUAAGCCUUUGAGGACAAAUUUCUGGACGUUGUAAUUGGAAAAUAUCCCAGAUGGCCUAUCUAUCGAUACGCGGCAACGCUUGUUGCUUUGACUAGUGAUAUGCAAGCAUGGGACUGGAGUGAUUGGUCCAGCAGUGUGGCAGACCACAGAUGCGCUACCGUCACGCAACACUAUGCAGUCCGCUAGACAUACGUGCAGCACGGGGCCUUGACAACACGUUUCGGCACCCAACACAGACUGAUUCGAAACUGAAAAGUGAGCGUUUGAAAGGCAUUGCUGAGGAAAGCAACAUAGAUACUACACUAAUGGCACAAAGUAACCCAUCAACGUAUAUAUUUAAAUUAGGUGGACCAAUACUGUUGACGGCCCCACACGGGAUAGCAUUGUGGAGAGGUGGAUGGGACGGUAGAAAGAAAGAGAAACACGUACAAGAAUUAUUGGCAUCUGAAAUCGUUCUGAAACUGGCGAAGCAUAUGUCGACGGUGUUCGGUGUCCCGGCGAGUUUUAUGGUCUGGAAUAUUCCACAAACAAGGCCGUACGAUUCACGGAACGUAGACCCAAACUUCCUAUCAAGGGAUCUAUUUCCUGUAUGCCCAUGGCAUCAAGCUUUGGAGUCAUUUCGCUCUUACGGAUGUGACGUCAAACUACCUCUCCUCCAUGUUGAUAUUCACGGGAAACGGGACAGAAGAAGCGACUUGGCGUUAGAUGUGGGUUUGGGCGGUAUGAAAGCAUAUUGCAAAGACAAGGAAAUGGUAACAAGGUUAAUGAAAUGUUAUGAAGAAAGUUUCACCAAUAUGUUCGAACCCCUAGGUAUUGUGAAAAAUGGCAUGCCGUUUUCUGUAGACAUGAACCCAAUCAUGUCCGGUUUUAGGCCAGAUCCAACAGUGUUCACGCUGUCAACCCAGUCCGCCAUGUUGGGUACAUCAUCAGUGCAACUGGAGAUUCCCAAGACGAUGAGACAAACUUUAUUUGAGGACGACGAUUUUCUUUCGAAAUUCGCUGAUUGUAUCAUGCAUGUAUACCAGCAAGUGAUUUGUCAAGGGAAACUGCACCCACAUGACUGGUACACUAGUCACUGUAGGGCGCCGACCGCUGAUAUUGACAACAUACUGGUGGAACUAGAACAACAUCGACAAUAGAAACCUCAACUGCGGAUUUAAAUUGUAUGUUGAACAUUUGUAGUUGGGAAAUAAAAUGUUUUCACUUA